UUCCCUUCUCUUGGAUUUGGUUUAGUUUAGCAACUUGCUUUACUUUACUUUACUCAAGGGAGUAAACAAUCAUAUUUACUUUCCUCGCGAUUUUGCUCGGAAACCCUCCCUCGCUUGCGCUUCUUCUCCUAAUUAUUAACUGAGCCUUGUUUGAUCGAUUAAGAGAUCUAGACAACAUUGCAGCAUGGGUUCCUCGAGGGAAGACAGACCGCCAGUUCAGGGGCCAAAGCCCGCACCUCUCAAGAUGAAGAAGGACUCCGGCGGCAUGAUCAGGAAGCCACCAGUCCCACCACCAACGCAGCGUCGCUCCCCCCUCAUCAUCUACGUCAAAUCACCCAAGAUCAUCCACACCAAGGCCCGCGACUUCAUGGCCCUCGUGCAGCGCCUCACUGGCAAAUCCCCGACGACACCACCUCCAUCCUCCUCCACGUCGCCGUCGCCGUCGCCGUCACCGCCCCCGCGGCCUUCGUCCUUUGCUCCACCCAUCUCGCAGGCCGCCCCCACGUCCGCUUGUUUCGGCGCAUCUCUCGCCCUCGACGGGACGUCGACGAACCUCGGAAUUUCCCAUGAAAUUCCUCUCAACGUCGACGCUUUUUUCGGAGACGACGUCGUCAUAGAUGCGAAGCCUUACCAGAUGCUUCCCCCCAGAGCAAUGCUCUCCGCCAUGCCGUCGAACCUGCAAAUUUCGCCGUCGCCCAAGACAUAUCCUAAGUUGCUCGAAAUAACUACUCCCAUGAUUUUCGGCGCGCCAAACUCGCUGGAGAUGAAUCCCUUCCUGUCAGUGCAAAGACCAGUGCCUCUGAUCAACCAAACCGCUGCCUCUUCAGGCUUCGAUAUUGAUUUCACCACCCGCUCAGGUUUGCAUAGCUGGUAGUGGAUAGUUAUUGACUACCCUUCCUACUCCGGAAACCAACUCGAGUAGUUCAUAUAUACAACAUCUUCCCGCCAUGGCCAGCUAAAUCCCGUCUUCCGUUGUUUGUAAUUAGGUUUGGUAAUUAAUCUGUCUUAAGAUGUAUAAUUAAUUUCUGUUUCCGCCAUUUCUUUCCUUGGUUUCUUUCGCGCCAUAAAAAUUAUUUCUUAUCGUCGUGGUUGAUGGGGCCUUGUAUUU
Messenger RNA from Nymphaea colorata (pocket water lily), 1108 nucleotides. RefSeq names its product pistil-specific extensin-like protein. The record is from RefSeq and is a predicted model, not a curated record. Bases 185 to 874 code for a protein of 229 amino acids. Gene Ontology annotation, cellular component: nucleus. NCBI's taxonomy places the organism in Eukaryota, Viridiplantae, Streptophyta, Magnoliopsida, Nymphaeales, Nymphaeaceae. The transcript has a single exon.